CUCUCGUGUGAAUGCGUACGGCAUCCAAGCACGCACCUGCACACGCGUAAACGCGCGAAUUCCUCGACGACUAAAACUCCCGCCGUUAAUUGCAGAAGCUCGACGCUCGGAGUACUUAGUACACUAUUAGUUGAAGUCUGCCGUUAUGCGGUUCGGGCCAAGGAACGCAUACUACUUGCGCAUAUCAGAACACACCGUUUUACCUCUCUAUCUUUACCUCGACGAGCGGCAUGUCGACUGGAUGUCAGAGCAGGUGCUCCAGCAUGUGCUCUCCGACCUGCGCCCGAAGAUCCUUCCGAAACUCAAAGAGGAAGCGAACGCCAGGCUAGGCCUAGGUGGUCCCGCGAACGCAAAGCGGGGAACCGUCGACGUGCAUCGAGGAGAGACGUAUCAGUUCGCGUACUUCCUCGCCGAGACCAAGCAGCACUCCGUGCUCAUCAAGACGCGUAACUUUGUACCAGCUCCUGCCCCUCCGCCGGGUGCCCUCCCCCCGCCCAGACCAUCUCGCCUGCCCCGCAGACCAGAAGGGCAAGAAGCGGCCCGCGCGCCUAGGAAACGCCGGCACCGGCAAGGGCAGCAGCGUGCUAGGGAAAGCGACGAAGAUGAAGCCAUUAACAUCUCGAGUGACGAAGACGAUCGCCCUCCGGCCGCAGAGCCCCGGCGGUCUGCUCGGGCGAGAAGAGUCGUGGCUGGCGCGUACAGGGAUCAGAACGAAGACGAGGACAUCGAGGAAGUCGUCGAGGUGCACGACGUUGAUGCGGACGUCGACGUGACCACGGCUUCAGGAAACCCGCCUGCGGAAACAGCGGAACCCGCCACCUCCGCUGUCCAGCUGGAUGAUUCGGGCUUAAUAGCGAUGGACGAAGCUGAGGAUACCCCAGCCCCCCGCCUGUCGGGCUCUGAACCCGUCGAGGACAUCAUUGCGGAUCAGAUCACAGCAACCCCUCCGACUGGCCAGGCUGAGGUUCAGUCAUCACUACCACAUGUAGAGGAAGAAGACGAGAAGAAACUCGUGCUACGGCUGAACUACGAAGGCUUCAAUAUCCAGGGUCGUCAUCUAUGCGUGGUGGUCGAACCCUAUCCGCCAAUACGCGCAUCUACGCGUGCGCCGUCGUUAGCACCGGUAUUCACCAACACACAGAGGGCGCCGAGCAUCGCACCUCCUGACUUCGUCCCCAGUGGAGACGCUAGACGGCGAGAGAAGACCCCUCUCUUCCUACCCGAAUAUGACAGGGAGCGCAGUGUUACUCCGGCACCAGCAUUCACGCGACAUCGAACCUUACCGCCUGUGCCGCUGUUCACUGACAACCCCGAAGACAGCGAUAGUGAUGAUGGCGGAUUCAUGGAGUUCACUCAGGUCCUCAGGUCCGCCGGCCAGAACCAGGCCGGCGCCAUGGAGGACGACGACGAGAUCGAGGGUGCUGUCUUCUUCGGCGACGCAGAUGAAACAAAGGAACUGGGAUAG
Fomitopsis serialis is the source of this 1465-nucleotide messenger RNA. RefSeq lists its product as uncharacterized. Bases 146 to 1465 code for a protein of 439 amino acids. NCBI's taxonomy places the organism in Eukaryota, Fungi, Basidiomycota, Agaricomycetes, Polyporales, Fomitopsidaceae. The record is from RefSeq and is a predicted model, not a curated record. The transcript is spliced from 8 exons.